AUGCCAGAACGAGUCGAUAACGACAACGUCGACGAGCACGAGGACGAUGACAACGACGACCAAAAUGACAAUGCAGCAACGCCAAAGCCUGCCGCUGAUGCUGCCACGUCCACGACGGCCGCUUCCACUUCAAAACGCACUGGCGCACCGGCGCCGCAGCUUGGUACGCUCUAUCAGAAUACAAAGAUGAAACAUCUAAAGAAAGAGGACGGUAUCCCUUUAUGGAGGAAAGAUAUGCAAUAUGACUUCCUUCGCCACGUCCUACGCGACCAAACGAAGUGCUUCACAAAGUAUAGCGAGCAGACCUCAAACCACACCUUCGCGGAAGUCUAUAUCGAUGCUAUGGCAAAGAGCAGCAAAUGUAGCAAAAUCCUGAAGGACAAAUUGUUGACAGACCCCGAGAGCGCUAUCACGAUGGCUAUGGUAUGCCUGUUAGUCAACAUCGGUCGGAUGAACACCACGCUCAACUUUUUCCCAGAGAUGCGCGCUCAGCUACGUACCUACCAUCCUAUCCCAGCACUCCAAGCACACCAAGAUUCCUCGACCUACAAACAGUUGCAGGAUGCGCCGCGUCUCAAAUCCAUUCUUAAGGGCGCAACAGAGGAUACGCGUCAGCCGAGCACAAUUGAGGACAUCAGGAACGCCGCGAAACCACGGACAAACGCCGUGAACCUCAUCUUUGUCAUGCACCAAUACUUUCCCAAGGUCACUGAGCUCCACUUCCCAGAGGACCAGGAGUUCUUCGAUCUUGUUAUGGGAACAAACAUGGGCAGUGAGACGAGAGCAAAAGCUUUCUUGUGGCUCAUGUGGUGGUACCUUGAGAGCGACUUCAGCUACGAGGACAGUCAACGCAAUCCUUUUGGACCCGGUGAAGUCAGCGAACAAGACAGGGACACCGACCCGCUACCGGCUAAAGUUCCGAAAAUUGCGAUUCUGACCGAGGAAGAAGAGGAAGCAGAGAACGUCGACCCGCCUUCUGAAUUGAAAUUUGGCGAGGAUAAGCGGAGAGAGCGAAUCGCGAUCCUCGCGAGCGAGCCGAGUCCAGCUAUGAUAGCCCUGAAGCGCGCACGCAAAGAAAAGGGGCACAGUUCGACUCCAGGUCUAUCGCAUGGUGAUGAUGGUGGCAGCGAGACAGGAUGGGCCGAGUAUUCCAGUAAAUUGAAUCGCCGAUUAUCGGGAAGAAAUUUGGAGACCGGAAGUGAAAUGACGCGGUCACCUUCGCCAGGACGCAGCUAUCAUGAUGACGCCGGCUUGGAUCAAUCUCUCCAUCUCACGACUCCUAGUGCACACUCCGGCAAGAAAGGACCCGGAAGAGGAAAUUGGCGACGCAAAAAGGGCGACCUUAAUGCUACUAGCAGAGCGUUCACGGACUCUUCACACCAGAAGCCCCUAUUGCCCAGCACGAGUCACUUGAGCUUUAUGCACGACGGCUCAUUUGAAGGAUGGGGCGACACACCACUGAGUGAGAGACAUGGCGGCUCACAGUUCGGUAUCGGCAGCGGCAAGAACGACCACGUUCCGACACCUUCAUUUCAAUCGACAAAACGGAAUCGAGGCAUGACGCAGCAUCAGUCGGCUGUAGUCAAUCACCGCAAGCAGCAAAUUGAUUACUCGCUCGACCGCCGUAUUCGAAAGGCGCACGAGCGCGCAAGGGACAAAAGGGAGCAAGAAAGUGCCGUCAUACGAGCAUGGAAGCGAAUCCGGUCCAUGCCUCCCGACUACGACUCCGAGGAAGAGGCCAUAAGAAUCCGAAGGGCUCGAGAGCGUUCAGAGAAAGACACGGACGAAUGGCGAACCACGAAUCAUCUCACGAAGGAUGGCGAAGAUUUCUUUGACAACGUAGAUUUGUGGCGCCGACCACGAAUGCUCUUCGCCGGGUUCGUGCGUAUCAACGGAGAGGUCAGCGACGUAGGGGAAGAGUCUAAGAGCCUCGCAAACUCGCUGCGUCGGGCGUCGCGACGACUAGAGCGAUGGCAGGACACUCCUCUACCCGGCGACGUGGUCCUUCGUCGCAUGCAAAUCGAGGCCCAAGGCGGAUUCGAAAAACCUCGCCCACGAAUUAGUUUGUCUCCCGUUGAAAAUGUAGCCGAAAUCGAAGAGCCUGAAAGCACGCUUGGCAAUGGCCCGGUGCGAGGUAGCGCUGUGCGCGGUGGACGACGACGAGCAGGAACCUCGCGAGCUAAGGGCCGACGCGAGACCAAUCAAAAUGUUCAGCAAGAGAUCAAAGCAGAUCCCGAGCCCGCACCAGACGAAGAUGACGGUGCAGCGGAGCUCGAUGAGGAAGAUCGAGAGAUACUUGGAGAAGUCGACGCUGACGAGAGCGAGGAUGACAAUGAAGACGAAAAUAUGGACGAUUGA
Molecule: messenger RNA, 2358 nt
Organism: Dissoconium aciculare CBS 342.82
Lineage: Eukaryota; Fungi; Ascomycota; Dothideomycetes; Mycosphaerellales; Dissoconiaceae
Exons: 4
Coding region: 1-2358 (785 amino acids)
Cellular component (GO): Ino80 complex
Source: RefSeq, a predicted model, not a curated record